Molecule: messenger RNA, 186 nt
Organism: Acanthoscelides obtectus
Lineage: Eukaryota; Metazoa; Arthropoda; Insecta; Coleoptera; Chrysomelidae
Source: the annotation of a GenBank genome assembly
UUGCAAAACUUGAAUCGAAAGUAUGAAAAAAUCGAAAGCACAGAGGGUCAAAUCACGAAAAGCGGCAUUUUGUGGUAGACGGUAUCUGACUGUCGAACGCGGAGGUACCACCCGACGGAUUUCAUAGGCGGGGCCAGAAUGUGUGCAUGUUGCAUGCACACGUGUUCCCUCGCCAGAGUCCGUGUG